Acanthosepion pharaonis is the source of this 1512-nucleotide messenger RNA. Lineage: Eukaryota; Metazoa; Mollusca; Cephalopoda; Sepiida; Sepiidae. The record is from the annotation of a GenBank genome assembly.
AUGUGCGCUCAUCGUGGCCUCCACGCCAACCGCUGCCGACGCUGUCACUCUCCUCAACCUUCGCCAACCCCGUCACCCAACAUUCCUGAUUCUUCAUAUAACGUUGUUUCAUUCAUUCAUACAUUCAUUCAUUGGCAUAUUCAUUCAUUCAUCAUUCAUUCAUUCAUUCAUUCAUUCAUUUCCCUAUCAGCCUCACGUUUCACCGUUUUUCUUCGACGUUUUACAUCAUCUAUUUUUAAAUUAUUCGUCCAUUUUUCUUCUUUUUUGCUAGCUAUGACACAGUCAUCACUUGAUUCCAUUUUCUUUUCUUUAUUACAAAUCUUUCUCUCUUUCUGCCAUUCUUUUUUUCUGCCUAUCUUUCUUUCUUCUAUUCUUUUUUCUUUUUGUCAUGCUUUCCUUUUCUCUUUUUGUCAUUCUUUCUUCCUUCCUUUCAACCAUUAUUUUUCUCUCUUUUUGCCAUUCUUUCUUUCUUUCUUUCUUUCUUUCUUUCUUUCUUUCUUUCUUUCUUUCUUUCCAUUCUCUUUUUCUUUCUUUCUUACUGCCAUUCUUCCUUUCUUUCUGCCAUUCUGUCAUUCUUUUUCUGUUUUUUUUUUUUCCCUUCUUUUUUCUUUCUUUCUUUCUUUCUUUCUUUAUUUCUUUCUUUCUUUCUUUCUUUCUUUCUUUCUUUCUUUGAUUAUUUUUUUUCUGCCAUUCUUUCUUUCUUCUCGCAGAUUCCUUGUACUUUUAUGCUAUUCAGAAAAUCAAUUAUUUAUUCAAUUUCUUUCUUUCUCUCUUUCUUUCUUGCUGGUUUACUUUUUUCUGUUUCUCUUUCAUCAGGUCUUUCAUUUUCCCCCAUACAGGAUUAUGUCUCUUUUUUUCUUUCGGUUUAUACAAUUUUUGUCUGUCACUAAUUCAGCUCAUUUUCUUUCUUUCAUGUUUUUGCCCCUAUAUUUAUUUCGUCUUUCAUUUAAUUAUAUAAUUUUUGUCGCUUUAUUUUUUGAUUUUUUUCCUUUAUUUCGUCGUUCUUUCUUUCUUUUACUCAGUCAAUUUUUCUAUAUUUUUCUUUUUCAGAUUCCUUUCAUCCUUCUUUCUUUUCUACCAUUCCUUUAUUUAUCCCCUAGGCAAAUCUCUUAUCACUCCUCCCAUCAUUUUUUUCGCCCCAAUUCCAAUCGUUUUUUUUUCCUUUUCUCGUCGCUAAUUCUUGAAAAUAUUCUUCCCGCCUAUUUUUCUUUUCCAAUCUGUCGUGGUUUUUUUUUGUCUCCCAUUUUUCUGCGUUCAAUUUUUUCUCUCCGUGUAAUUACUGUUAUUUUACAUCCACAAAUAUUUUUCCCUCUUCCUCUUUCCCAGUCUUUCUUCUUCUUGACUUUUUUUUUUACCUUCCUUCGUAUGCCCCACCCCCGCCUCGCCGUUUCGUGUCUAAGCUUCUUUCUGUCGAUUUAUUUUGUUUUUCUGCAGUCAAAUUUACUUUCUUUCAUCAGCCUCGAUUUAUUUUUCUUGGUUUCUUUUAUUCAACAUUCUUUUCUGUCAUUUUAG